Messenger RNA from Bipolaris victoriae FI3, 2490 nucleotides. RefSeq lists its product as hypothetical. Gene Ontology annotation, molecular function: calcium-activated cation channel activity. Lineage: Eukaryota; Fungi; Ascomycota; Dothideomycetes; Pleosporales; Pleosporaceae. The record is from RefSeq and is a predicted model, not a curated record. The coding region runs from base 1 to 2490 and encodes 829 amino acids. The transcript is spliced from 4 exons. Gene Ontology annotation, cellular component: plasma membrane.
AUGCUACCUAUAAGUAAACAUAACAAAACUUGUCCCGACGAGACUGGAGAUCCCUGGGGCACUUUGCGCCCACGCGAUGUCCGUCUCCAACUCUACCUCUCCCUAGGCCUAGGCGUGGGCGCAUUUCUUAUCUUUUGCUUUCUUCGCCCACGAUGGAAAGGCCUCUACGCUGCGCGCAAGAAGCAGAAGAACCUCGCAACGGCGCUCCCCGACCUCCCCGACAGCUUUUUCGGCUGGAUGAUACCACUAUGGAACAUCACCGACGAACAGGUGCUGGCCUCGGCUGGCCUCGAUGCCUACGUGUACCUUGCAUUCUUCAAAAUGGCAAUCAAGUUUCUGCUCAUCACCCUCUUCUUCGCCCUCGUCGUCAUCAAGCCAGUACAUGAUACCCACCAGGACAAAGAGGGAAAGAAAUCUCCAAUCCACAUCGACCCAGGCUCUGAGCACAUUGAGGUUCGCAGUACCUUUACUACGUUUGCCGCCGAAUAUGAACGCUACACCGACUAUCUGUGGAUGUAUCUCGUCUUCGUCUACCUCUUCACCGCCCUUAUCUUAUACUUGAUUGUCUCGGAAACUAGAAGGAUUAUUGAGAUUCGACAAGAGUACCUUGGCGGCCAGACUACCAUCACCGACCGAACCAUCCGGCUUUCCGGUAUUCCCGUCGAUCUUCGCUCGGAAGACAAGAUCAAGGCGUUCAUCAUGGAUCUUGGUAUCGGAACGGUGGAGAGUGUAACGCUAUGCAAGAACUGGAAGGAGCUGGAUAGCAAGGUUAUUGAGAGGCGUGGCAUCGUCAGAAAGCUCGAGGAAGCCUGGACUGUUCAUCUUGGUAGCCGAAGGGUGGAACGCAGCCUCGAGACUCUUCCGGUAGUCCAACCACAACCACCAGAGCCCUUGGCCGAUGACAGCAACAACGACAACGAGAGAAGCAAUUUCCUGAGCGACACAGAGCGCGACUCUAGCCACAUCGUCCCCUAUGCCAAGAAGCGCCCGAAAAUCAAACUAUGGUACGGCCCUCUCAAGCUAAGAUAUAAGAAAGUGGAUGCCAUCGACUAUUAUGAAGAGAAGCUGCGAAGAAUCGACGAUGAAAUCAGAGCUUUGCGCAAGAAGGAGUUUGAACCAAUGCCUCUGGCGUUUGUGACAAUGGACAGCGUUGCGAGUGCUCAAAUGGCGAUUCAGGCCGUACUCGACCCUUCACCAUUGCAACUCUUGGCAAGAAACUGUCCAGCACCGUCAGACGUUGUCUGGUCAAACACGUAUCUGACUCGUUCUCAAAGGACGUUCAGGUCUUGGUCCAUCACAGUCGUCAUCGGCAUUCUGAGCGUGUUCUGGACGGUUCUUUUUGUGCCCAUUGCCGGUGCUCUAAACACAUGUUCUAUUGCUGGGGUUCUCCCUGGGCUUGCGGAGCUGUUGGAGAAGCAUGAAACUCUUGAAUCAAUUGUCAACACCCAACUUCCGACGCUGGCAUUGACUCUUAUCAACGUAGCUGUUCCUUUUCUAUACGACUGGCUUGCAAACAAGCAAGGCAUGAUCUCGCAGGGUGAUGUUGAGCUAUCAGUCAUUUCGAAAAACUUCUUCUACACCUUCUUCAACUUCUUCAUACUCUUCACUAUCCUAGGAACAGCGUCCGGGUUCCUGGCUAUCCUUGAGGGCUUUGCCGAAAAACUCACAAGUGCCACGGAGAUUGCAUAUGCUCUGGCUACCUCACUUUCCAACUUGUUAGGCUUCUAUACCAACUUCAUCAUGUUGCAAGGGUUCGGAGUCUUUCCGUUCCGACUGCUGGAAUUUGGCGCUCUUUCCCUGUACCCGGUCUACUUGAUGGGUGCUAAAACACCUCGGGACUACGCUGAGCUUGUGCAGCCGCCAGUCUUCAGCUACGGUUUUUACCUGCCGCAGACGAUUCUCAUCUUCAUCAUCUGCAUGGUCUACAGUGUAUUGAAGGACUCUUGGCAGGUUUUGCUUACUGGCCUAGUCUACUUCAUGAUUGGCCACUACGUUCACAAAUAUCAGCUUUUGUAUGCUAUGGAGCACCGCCAGCACUCAACUGGAAAAGGUUGGACUAUGAUGUGUGACCGCGUCAUUGUCGGCGUUGUCCUCUUUCAGAUCACUGUCGCUGGUCAAUUGGCUUUGAAAAAGGCUUUCAGGCGCGCAGUGCUCAUAGCCCCGCUCGUGGUUGGUACUCUGUGGUUUUUGUUUGUUUUUGCACGCACCUAUCGGCCACUGAUGAAGUUUAUUGCUCUCAAAAGCCUGCGAAGGCCAGAGCAAUCUGACCUGGGUCGCGAUGUACAAGAAGAAUCCUUUGGCCCUGGGCGAAAUGGCCGAAGGAUCAUGGGCAGACUCACCUUGGACGAAGCCCGCGAGAGCGGUCUACGUUUUGAGAAUCCUAGUCUGGUUAUGCCGCUUGACAAUGUUUGGAUCACCAACAAACCCGCAACAUCUCCAAGUGGAUCAGAUAGUUCGGCGACCAAUGGUGCUGACGGCAACUGGAACUAA